GUGCCAGCGUCGGGCGUCAGUGGCUCGAGUGCCGGUGUGGAGUCAAGCGAGCGCCGUUCCUCGUCCUGGCCCGGUGCCAAUAUGAAUCGCGCACAGAAGAUACUCUGAAAAAAACUCCAUUUCGCUCUUUCUUUCCGCUGAGUCGUCUGUUGUUAGAGCAUUUCGAAGACGAAGUCAAGAAAACUGCUGACGUCAUGGCCUUCACUGACUUCGACUCCAUUUUCGACCACAUCGGAGGUUUCGGACGCUACCAGAUGAUGUUAUUUUGGAUAAACUGCCUCAUGAACGCCUUCUUAGUCUUCGUGUACUUCGGCCAGUUCUUCAUGACCCUGACCCCGCCUCACUGGUGCGCGCCUCCGCCUGACCUCGCCCGGCUCAACCUGACCUCGGAGCAGGUCAAGAGACUCACCAUUCCGAGGGAUCCGCACUCGGGGAAGUACCUGGAGUGCGUCAGGUACCAGGUGGAUUUCAGCCAGGUGGUUCAGGGCAAUGCCAGCUGGCCUGACCCCAACUGGCCCACCACCAACUGUAGUCACGGAUGGAAUUACGAAUACUCACUCUAUUACCCAACCAUUACUUCAGAGCUGGACUGGGUGUGCGGCGAGGACUGGAAGCCGCCGCUGGCCCAGUCGCUGUUCUUCGUGGGGUCCCUGGUGGGGUCGCCUGUGCUGGGCUGGGCGGCCGACGCGUGGGGGCGCCUGCCGGUCAUCGUGGCCACCAACGUCGUGGGCGGGCUGGGGGGCGUGGCCUCCGCCUUCUGCUCCUCCUUCGUCUCCUUCGUCGUCUUCAGGUUCAUCGUCGGGAUGACCUACGACACGCACUAUAUGGUCGCCUACAUCCUGCUGUUGGAAUACGUCUCAAGCAAAUACAGAACCGUCAUGGCCAACGUCCCCAUCAUGCUGUUCCUGACCGCGGCCAUGUGCUCGUUGCCCUGGAUAGCCGUCGCCCUUGGGCACUGGACCUUCUUUACCAUCGCUAUCUACCUCCCGCAGCUCUCGUGCGUUGCUUUCAUCUGGUGUCGGGGCCAAAGACGCCAUUGCCAUCUCAAGAAGCAGGAAGAUCACAAGAAAACCGCUUCGGACGAGGUCGUGGAGGAGUUCAAGGCCUACGGAUGGAAACAGGGAGAGAAGGACGAGAAAAAAGUCAACGUCACGGCCCUUCUCAAGACGCCGGUGCUCAGACGCCGCUUCCUCGUGCUCUGCCUCAUGUGGAUGGUCAUAAUCCUCGCCUACGACGCCCACAUGCGCAACACCGAGCACAUCGGGACCAACGUCUUCGUCACCUUCACCGUCGCCGGCUUCGUGGAGCUUCCGGCCGACUUCCUGACGAUGGUGGCGGUGGAGAAGCUCGGGCGGAGGCACACGACGGUGUGGACGCUGGUGCUGGGCGGCCUCCUGUGCCUGGGGAUCGCUGCCGUGCCUCCAGACAACACCUUCGUGAUCCUAGUGUUGGCAAUUGCUGGCAGGUUUCUCAUCACGAUGUCCAUCAACGUCGGCCAACAGUACCCGAUCGAGGUCCUGCCAACAGUUGCGCGUGGAUCAGGCUCGGGAGCUAUCCACACGCUUGGAUAUGGAGCGGCUUUCGUGUCCCCUUAUGUGGUGUACUUGUCCAAGUUCGGCCACUUCCUCCCGUACACCAUCCUGGGCGUGGCGACCGUCGUGGGCGGCCUCGCGUGCGUCCUCCUGCCGGAGACGCUCGACCAGAAGCUGCCGGACACCCUCGAGGACGGAGAGGAAUUCUUCGCGGGUCAGGGAUGCUGCUACGACCCGUGCGCCAGAAGACGAGCCUCUACAGAUGCUGGAAAAGGAAAAGGUGGAAAAGAAAUUGGAAUUGGAAGGGAAAAGGGAGGAGAGGGAGGAAGAGGAGGAGAAGGAGCAGGAGAAGGAGAAGGAGAAGGAAGAGGAGGAAGAGGUGGAGAUGGUACAGGAGAGGGGGGAGAAGAUAAAGAUGCUGUGAAAGAUGAUAUUUCCAAAGUAUGAAUUUACUUUUAAGAGGGAGAAGGGGAGAAAG
Penaeus chinensis is the source of this 2010-nucleotide messenger RNA. RefSeq names its product organic cation transporter protein-like. Lineage: Eukaryota; Metazoa; Arthropoda; Malacostraca; Decapoda; Penaeidae. The record is from RefSeq and is a predicted model, not a curated record. The coding region runs from base 195 to 1979 and encodes 594 amino acids. Gene Ontology annotation, biological process: transmembrane transport. Gene Ontology annotation, molecular function: transmembrane transporter activity. The transcript has 12 exons. Gene Ontology annotation, cellular component: membrane.